GAUCCUCCAUCCAAUAAAGCAAAAGCUCAAUUAAUUUCAUUUACUCGUCCUGAUCGGUUCUUCUUCUAUAAACAAUAAAGACUCGAGUCUUCUCCUCAAUCUCAAUCUCUACGCUUAUUCCAAAUCCUCACAUACCUCACUCCUCAGUCUAGUGUCUCCUGACUAGAGAGAGAACAACCCAAGGCAAACAAAAGAUCAAAAUAUAUAUAGGAGCAUGCCAUCUAUGACGUUUUCGAUGUUCACUUUGACUUUGAUGGCCAUUUUCUCGGCCGCUAGUUCCUGCCCGCCGUCCGAUCAGGCAGCCCUGAUGGCAUUCAAGGCGGCCCUCUCCGAGCCCUACUUGGGCAUCUUCCACUCGUGGUCGGGAACCGACUGCUGUAACAAAUGGUACGGCGUCAGCUGUGAUCCGACCACUGGCCGAGUCGUUGACAUCAACCUCCGGGGAGAAUCCGAGGACCCGAUACUAGCCAAGGCAGGGCGGUGCGGCUACAUGAAGGGUUGGAUGUCGCACGAGAUCUGUAACCUCGACAGCCUUACCACUCUCAUCCUUGCUGACUGGAAAGGAGUUUCUGGCGAGCUUCCUUCUUGUCUCACUUCUCUCUCAUCCCUACGUAUACUCGAUUUAACCGGUAACCAAAUUUCUGGCAAAAUUCCAGACAAAAUCGGUUCCCUACAAAAGUUAACCGUACUAAAUUUGGCUGACAACGCCAUUACCGGUGAGAUCCCCGCCGGCAUUGUCGACAUCGGAGGACUUAAACACCUUGACCUCACCAACAACCAGCUUAGCGGAGAAAUCCCUUCAAAUUUUGGUAAACUCCGCAUGCUCAGCCGGGCGUUGUUGGGCCGGAACCAACUCACCGGGACUAUACCGGAGUCCAUCUGCGGCAUGAAGCGUCUAGCAGACUUGGACUUGUCCAUGAACCGGAUUUCGGGCCCGAUCCCAAGGAAUGUCGGGAAAAUGCGGGUUCUGUCGACGCUAAACCUCGACAGUAACUUGAUUUCUGGUCAAAUACCUCCAGCCCUUUUGAGCUCUGGAAUGGGGAUACUGAACCUGAGCCGAAACGCUUUAGAGGGUAACAUUCCAGACGUUUUCGGUGGCGAUUCGUACUUUAUGGCACUUGAUUUCUCUUAUAACAACUUGAAGGGUCCGAUACCCGCCUCAUUGUCGGCGGCCAAGUUUAUCGGGCACUUGGAUAUUAGUCAUAACCAUCUAUGUGGGGCCAUCCCACUUGGGUCACCGUUCGAUCACUUGGAAGCGUCGUCGUUUGCUAGCAACGAUUGCCUCUGUGGUAACCCACUGAGCACAUGUUAGAAUAAAUAUUGAUGAUUGAUUCGGCCGAUCAUUAUGCGUAACACCCAAAUACAGGGCUGUAAUAUUGUUUGUUGAGUAUAUCAAAUGUGUAUGUAUCUGGAAUUUAUUGAAAGUGAAUGAAUUUCACUUUAUGUCUUUUUUUUGGUAAUUUAUUAAUGUAAUGCCAGGUUUAUGCUAAAUCAACGUGAUCAACAGCAUAGUUAUUGAUAAUGCAUUGAAAAUUUAUUA
This is a messenger RNA of Humulus lupulus (European hop), 1540 nucleotides long. RefSeq names its product DNA damage-repair/toleration protein DRT100-like. The transcript has a single exon. Gene Ontology annotation, molecular function: protein binding. Lineage: Eukaryota; Viridiplantae; Streptophyta; Magnoliopsida; Rosales; Cannabaceae. Bases 215 to 1312 code for a protein of 365 amino acids. The record is from RefSeq and is a predicted model, not a curated record.